Molecule: messenger RNA, 1329 nt
Organism: Fusarium tjaetaba
Lineage: Eukaryota; Fungi; Ascomycota; Sordariomycetes; Hypocreales; Nectriaceae
Product: kinase-like domain protein
Exons: 3
Coding region: 1-1329 (442 amino acids)
Source: RefSeq, a predicted model, not a curated record
AUGGAUAAAAGUGCAAGUAGUCUUGGAAAGGCCCUCGCUGCUAUCUAUAGCUCCCGCCUUCAGCACCCUGAUGAUCAGCUAUUGGAAUGCUUCCUACGUGACUCUGAAGAUCCUGAAGCUAGUUCCCGCUACAUGCUACAGAGAUGUUCCGACGAAUGCUCUGACAGGGAGGAAACUUUUGAUGUAGCGCCUCUCUUAUGCGAAUGGAAAGAGCUCUUGGGAAUUGGCUCCGAUUAUCGCAUGACGCAAGUCACAAUUGGAGGCCCUACCGCUCAACCAUCUGCUCUUGCCAGCAUUCCCAAGGUACAAUGGGGCAGCUUUACAGAUCACUCGAACUCUGGCAUUGAGACCCCAGAUAUCCGUCUGUUAGUAGCUGUAUCAAGGUUUUCCAGGCCCAUACGAUGGACACUAGUUGCUCGAGAGAUUGUGCAUCGGCAGCAACUUCCGGCUACUAGCAUUAUAACCUUCUCGCUAUACCACUACGUUACGGAGCAUGUCGCCCUUGCGCUUGCUUCAGCUUUCCACUUGAUACCAGUGCCUUUCCGCGUUCGAAUCUACCACUCCUUGAUUCAAUUGGGAGUUCGUAUUUACGGGCCGUCCUGCAGCUUGAGGGCUCAACAGCUCCCUUUUGGCAUGUACAUGAAGAUUAAGAGCGUUGAAGACCACCAAGCGUUGGCAAAUGAGUUUGGGGCACUUCGUCUAGUUGGGAGCCAGACCCAGAUUCCGGUUCCUCGCCCGUUGGGCCUGGUAUCUGACACCGAAACAUCCUACAUGUUGAUAACGACCCUGCCGGGACAGCGCUUCGGCUCGUACGUCGAUGUACUCAGCAAUGAUGAUCUUGAUAUCUUCAAGCGCGAUAUGCAGAAGUACAUGGCACAGCUACGCUCAAUCUCAAGGCAGGGGGCACCAAAGCAUGCUAUUAGCAAUGCCACUGGUGGGCCCUGUUAUGACUAUCGAAUCGUGGCCUGUCAAGACUACGACAAGGAUCGUGGUGACUUCUUCGGGCCAUUCAUCGACGAAGAAGAGUUCAAUAGUACACUGCGGACCCCCGCUCUGCCAGAUGUAUUUCACUCCACGGGCCAUGACAUAGUGUUCACGCACUCUGACAUUAAUAUGCGGAACGUUUUGAUGCACAAUGGUCGGAUUUCGGGUAUCGUGGACUGGGAGAACUCCGGAUGGUUUCCCGAUUAUUGGGAGUACACUAAAGCGCAUUAUGUUACCAAGCUCAAUAAGAGGUGGCUGGCAGUCGUUGAUCGGAUCUUUGAGAGCUUUGGUGAUUUUAAGCUUGACUUGGCAAUUGAACGUCGCUUAUGGGAGUAUUGCUUUUAG